GAAGUUAUGUAAGGAUGAUUAAAUAUCCUUCAGAUGUUUCCUAGGUCUAAUUAACUGUUCUCUAAAUAUCUCAAAAUCUAAUUACAUUGAUCUCUCCCCCUCUCUCUCUCUCUCUCUCUCUCUCUCUCAGAAACCCCCGGAACAAGACGGCCCUGACCUGGCCGAGUUUGAUGGACUGGGUGAAACUGGGCCAUACUGGGACUGACUUAACUGGGACUGGUGGUCGGGUGCUGGACGUGACGCCGCAAGAGUUGGCCAAACACAACAAGCGUACUGACUGUUGGAUGGCUCUCAGGGGUAAAGUUUAUAAUGUCACGUCGUAUAUGGAGUUCCAUCCAGGAGGUGAAGAGGAACUCAUGAAAGGUGUGGGCACUGACGCCACUGAACUCUUCAAUGAGGUACACAAGUGGGUAAACUUUGAGACGAUGCUGCAGAAAUGUCUUGUGGGACGCUUGGUGGAGAGUCGGUCCUUCUUUCUCAAACCUAAUUUCUUGCCUCUUGGUAAAGGCUCGAAAAACUCCAAUAAAUCAGACACACGCAAAAAUUCUUCCUCAUCCACGAACUCCCUGGUGCCGCCCACCUUAGGACCACCAACGAUAGCUGGAGCGAGGUCACCGCUAGUGUCUCCCAUGACCCCGUCUGCCCUCCCCAACCCGAAAUAUGAUUGGUUUCAGACUAAUACCUUAAUCAAUAUUGCCAUCUAUACAAAAUGGAAACACAUAAACAAGGAACAUGUAGUAGUGAUUAAAAGAGGAAGUGUAGUUAAGGUGGUGUGUUACGUCCAAGACAUGGCCUACACGGUGCAUCUCGAGCUCAAUAAACCCGUAGCGGAGGAAUUUGAACUGAAAACGGGAAGCAACUCUGGCAAAGUGGACAUUCUCUUAAAAAAGGAAGAGUCGGGCGUGCGGUGGAGCAUCAUUGGGAGAACUUUAGAGGGACACGGAGAUCAUGUCAAGUCCAAAGAUAGAAAGAUUGAGUACACAGAAUGCUCUCUGGCUAGUAAGGAAACACUAACUCAAGAUACUCGCCUGCUGGUUAUACAAGUGCCUGAGUACACCUGCCUGCCGGUGCCUAUUGGAUACCAUGUUUAUAUUCGAGUACCUGGGAAUGAUGUAGUAAAGCCAUACACUCCCGUAGCUGCUUCCUUAAGUCUAGCAGAACCUGAGGAAUAUGGCAGAAAAAUACAUCUUUUUAUUAAGGUUUAUGAUGACGGUGCAUUGACCCCAGCCCUAGAUGAACUCACUGUAGGGUCAAGUAUAGACGUGAGUGUACCAGAGGGAACAUUUUACUUUGACAAAUUGGUGGCAGCGACCGAGACAGCCACAGACACUGCUCUAUUAGGUGCUGGUACUGGCAUCACACCUAUGAUAAGGGUGAUGCUUCUAGCUCUCAGAAAUAAUAAGAAAGUCCACCUUAUUCUUUUCAAUAAAACUGAGGAAGAUAUACCAUGGAAGGACGAAUUAGAUAACUUAAUGGAAGACCAUUCCAGUUUAUUAAAGGUGACUCAUGUUCUAUCAAAAGCAGGAGACUCGUGGCCGGGCUGGAAAGGUCAUAUACGAAAAGAUCUAUUAGAGAAACUAUUACCUGUGGGCAACAAAGAGCGAAGCAUUUACCUGUGUGUCUGUGGACCUACUCAGUUCACUAAGCUUGGGGUCAAUUUGUUUAAGGAGCUUGGCUACAGCAGUGGAGAUUAUCAUGCCUUCCUUGGUUAAGAGGUACAUACAGUACAGAGAGUUAGCACUAAAACCAUACUGUACCUUGACUCAUCUGGGAUUAUAUUCUCCAAAACCUCAGGAAGUUGUAUGCUUGAGCAAGAUGAAUGUUACCAAAGGAAACUCUCCUCUUGGAAUUGAAGAUGUUUUUUGUUUUUUAUAUAUAACUGUAUAUAAUAUACUCGCCACAAAUAAAGAAUACAGUACUUGUU
Homarus americanus (American lobster) is the source of this 1924-nucleotide messenger RNA. Its product is annotated as cytochrome b5 reductase 4-like. Gene Ontology annotation, cellular component: endoplasmic reticulum. Gene Ontology annotation, molecular function: oxidoreductase activity; heme binding. NCBI's taxonomy places the organism in Eukaryota, Metazoa, Arthropoda, Malacostraca, Decapoda, Nephropidae. Gene Ontology annotation, biological process: superoxide metabolic process; generation of precursor metabolites and energy. The record is from RefSeq and is a predicted model, not a curated record. The transcript has 11 exons. The coding region runs from base 171 to 1712 and encodes 513 amino acids.